This is a messenger RNA of Oncorhynchus mykiss (rainbow trout), 2142 nucleotides long. NCBI's taxonomy places the organism in Eukaryota, Metazoa, Chordata, Actinopteri, Salmoniformes, Salmonidae. The record is from RefSeq and is a predicted model, not a curated record.
GCCUUGAUUGCGGACACACCAGUACUCCCACACAAACAUAAAUACUACCAGAGACGUUCUCUCUCAUCCAUUCAUGGCUCCACAUCUCCUCCUUGUCCUGCGCAUCCUGUUCUUCCUCACUGGAGUCUCAGAUACACAGAGUGUGUCCACAGUGAGUCAUGUGUCUGUAAAGCAAGGAGGGUCCAUCAUCAUCCCAUGUCUCUAUAAUCAGAAAUAUAGAAACAAUGUGAAAUACGGGUGUAGGGGAUAUAAUUGGUUAGGUUGCUCUACUGUAGUACGCACUGACCAUCCUAAGACCAGUGGAAAGACCUCAGUCUCUGAUGACAUCAACCAGCUAGUCUUCACUGUGACCAUGACAAGUCUUAGUCCUAGUGAUUCUGAUUAUUACUGGUGUAUUGUGGAGAGGAAGAGCAAGGCAGAUGAUGGGGAUAGACUGCAGAUAUCUGUUACUCCAGGUACUCCAGAACUCUACGUGGACCAACAACAGAUGACUGGAGUUGUAGGAGGCAGUGUCACUGUGCUCUGUUACUAUAGUUCACAAGGAAGCCGUGGGAAGUGGUGCAAGAUGGGAGGCCCUUGUGUGGCUGUGGGACUUUCUGGGGAUUUAGAUGGAACAUUUGUGAAGUUAGUGCAGGAGCAGAGAGAAAUCACCAAAGGAUAUGUCUUAAUGGUGACUAUGAGUGGAUUGAUGAUGGAGAACACUGGCUGGUACUGGUGCGAAAAGGGAAAACUACAGAUGCCUGUUCAUAUCACUGUCAAUCAACCAACCACAACACAGAGCACCACCACAACAACACAAGCUCCAUCCACUCACCAAGCGUCACUAACCAGUGCUGAGUCUAACGCUUCUCCGCCCACAGUUUCCCCUUCUGUUACAAACAGGGACAAUGUUGUAACUAACGAGAACACAGAUGAGAAGCCCCAGAGUUUGCUGGAAGUCCUGUUCAUUCCUCUGAGCCUGUUGGUGGUGUUGAUAGCUGUUACCUUGGUCACAUUGAAGAUGUUGAGAAAACAUAAGGACAAGAAAGCAAAGGACCAACCACCAAACACCACAGUACAGUCUUCUGACUCUGAGCAGAACAUUACCUACAGUACUGUGAGUCACAUCAGAGGAUCAACACAACAGGUCCUGAACCCUGAGAGCCACGGUGACUUGUACAGCACUGUGAUCCCUAAGCAGCACAGGACAGCAAAAAAGGACCCAUUACCUGAUGAUGCAGUGACAUACAGCACCGUGGUCACCAAGAACAAGGUCCAACCAAAUAUUCCAUUACCUGAUGAUGCAGUGACAUACAGCACUGUGGUCCCCAAGAACAAGACCCAACCAAAUGCAGCAGAACCAGAUGAUGUGGUCUACAGCACAGUGGCCCAACACCAGAGAUAGCAGGGAGUAGCAGCAGAGCAGUGACAGCAUUAAAUCCUUGGUCCCAAAGAACCAGACAAUCUCUUUAUGGGGGAAAAUACUGGAGGAUCUCAGUGUACUAAGGCAUCAGAAGAAAUGUGUCCAGAUUGACAGUAAAACAUAUAAGGUUAUUGUAUUUGUCACCCCCUGCCCCAACCCUUUCUCCUUAUUAUUUUUUAUUGUUCACUUUUUCUUUUUAAAGGAUGAAUCAAAAUGUAUGUAAGGGGACAGCCGAAUAAACCUUUUAGGUUUGAGAUGGCACAUCUUUUUCUAAGAGUGUAGGCUGACUGUCUUAAGUGGAAAGGUAGGCCAAACUUUUGAAAGUACCAUGCUCAGAUUCCUGAUUUAAUUAUUUGCAAACAGCGACAGUUUCGUUGCAAACAGGACAAACUGAUUUGGCAUUGGAGAAAUAUGAAAUAUUUAAGGCUCUGGUCUGUACAGGAGGUGAGGAUAAAUGGGAGACAUGUUCAAUGCAAUCCACUUUGUUUAAAUUAUUUAUUUUGGGUAGAGGGGAGGCUCACUUGUUUUCUUUCUAGGGUUUAGGUCAAAUAUAUUUAGCUGAAGAGCGGGCCAUCCAAUUUCAUUUCAGAGAGGUCCGAUUUUCUCCAUUUAACUCUUAUUAUAAUUAACGUUCACUCCCUAACCUGUAUAUAUUAUAGACUGAACGUCUUGUAUUAAAUUGUCACAAUUAUGUCCAUGUGGACAUUUAACUAACGUGUGUUUCUUCAAUAAAAACAGAA